Messenger RNA from Planococcus citri (citrus mealybug), 1485 nucleotides. RefSeq lists its product as uncharacterized. The record is from RefSeq and is a predicted model, not a curated record. Gene Ontology annotation, biological process: proteolysis. Bases 144 to 1346 code for a protein of 400 amino acids. Gene Ontology annotation, molecular function: aspartic-type endopeptidase activity. The transcript is spliced from 9 exons. Lineage: Eukaryota; Metazoa; Arthropoda; Insecta; Hemiptera; Pseudococcidae.
CCAAAAAAAUAGCAGUAUAAAAUAUCUGAUACCGAAAUAAGUUGUGUCGACAUUUUUUCGUGAAAAAUCGUCAUUUACAUACAUCUGAACGUUAAGAGCUUUUUAAUUCACAUACGUAAAAAUCAACUAACUGAUCAGUGAUCAUGAAGUUCUUAUUGUUGGGUCCAUUGCUCUUAUUGUAUAUAAGUAUGUGCCACACGAGACAACUUCCAACUCCGCAAAACGGUAUAAGGACUAUGGGAGAGUUGAAAUCAUACCAUACCCAGAACAAACACAUAAUACAUCUCAAGCGCAGCGCUAACUUGGCUUAUUACGGUGCCAUUUCAAUCGGAACCCCACCUCAACCAUUCCAAGUGGUUUUUGAUACAAGAUCAUCUUGGUUAUGGGUGCCCUCAGCUUUUUGCAACAUUUCAGAACCUUGUCCCAAACAGGGUCAUCACCACUACGACCAUCGUAAUUCAAAAACGUAUCUUGGAAGCUCGGAGAGUUUCAGUCAUAAUAAACUGGCACAUAUAGAAGGAUGGGUGAAUGGAUUUACAUCAAAUGAUACAGUUUCUGUGGCAGGUCUUAACGUUGCAAAUCAAGAAUUUAUCGAAGCGACAGAUGUAACUCGAGAGUUCGAGGCUAAGCCAUUCGAUGGUGUUUUUGGAUUACAGCCUUAUUGGGGCCCAAAAUUUAAUCAGUCCAACAUCAUAUCACAGCUUUGUAACGCAGCAACGCCACAUCCAAAUGGAGAUAUUAAAUUUUCAUUCUAUUUAAACAGCAACAUAUCGGAUACCAACGCAGGCGAAUUAAUGUUAUGUGGGAUAGACAAGACCAAGUUCAGAGGUGAAUUAAAGUACGUCAAUACGUCACAAUUUCCAACCGCAAUCAUCUGGGAACUUCAAAUAAAAACCAUCACAAUGAAUUUUGAAAACGGACGCAACGCAGUAUUGGAUCCAUCGAUUCAACAUGGCGCUCUAAUCGAUACUAGUAAACCGUUCAUUUUGGGCCCAAAAAGAUACAUGAGAGAGAUUUACAAAGUUAUAAACGCGAACUCUUCGUCUAAGGGAAGAAACGGCGAAAUAAAAACGGUUGAUUGCGGAAACAUUGAUAAAUUGCCUAAUGUCACUUUUACUCUUGGUGAUCACAAUUUCACACUCACCGGAAAUGAUUACAUCAUAAAGAGUAAACAACAAAACCAUGAAAUGAUUUGCAUAGUUGGUUUCGGAGAUGCGCCAAAUCCAAACCAGAAUAAAGAAAAGGGUAAAUUUUGGUUUAUAGGAAACGUUUUCCUACGAAAAUUUUACAGCGUGUUUGAUCUGAAAAAAGGCAGAAUUGGAUUUGCUGAAAGUAUCAAAAACUGAGUUUUCUGAAUUAUUUUAUCAUAAUAUUAUUAAUAGAUAAAUACAAAUCAUUAUUCAUAAAUCAUUGACAGACUAAGCAGUUUGAUGUCUUUGUUUAAGCGAGCGAUUUUAAAUCGCAUUAUUAAAAUUUUACAAUCAA